AUGAAUUUAAACAUCAUCGCCAAAUUCGUUCUUUUGCAGCAGUUACAACAAUCCCUGAACUUUAACGUUGCCUUUAUUAGCUUCUUAACAACAAAAAUCUAUCUGCCGCUACAUGAGAUGAUCACUUAUGGGUUUUCAAUGCAAGAAGCUUUUAGUAAGCACAAGCAAACAAAAGGCCACUGCUUUAUUAUGUAA
Molecule: messenger RNA, 195 nt
Organism: Clunio marinus
Lineage: Eukaryota; Metazoa; Arthropoda; Insecta; Diptera; Chironomidae
Source: the annotation of a GenBank genome assembly